This is a messenger RNA of Pipra filicauda (Wire-tailed manakin), 1135 nucleotides long. RefSeq lists its product as uncharacterized. The record is from RefSeq and is a predicted model, not a curated record. Bases 1 to 999 code for a protein of 332 amino acids. The transcript is spliced from 5 exons. NCBI's taxonomy places the organism in Eukaryota, Metazoa, Chordata, Aves, Passeriformes, Pipridae.
AUGGGAACCGGCCGUGACUCAGGGCACGUAGGCAAGGCCCGCUCCGCCGGCCCCGCUCCGAAAGGAACGAAGGCCGCGGAAGCCUCGCAGCACUACCGCCUGCCUCGGGGACGCGCCCGCCGCCCGGCACUCACCGCUCGGAGGAGAAGGAAGCGCCGCUGUCCGGUAGCGCUGCGCGCCGAAGCCGCUGAUGCCGGCGCCCGAUUGGGUGUUGCGAGGGGGGAAGGAGCCAAUCGGCGGCGGGCGGUCGCUCUGCGCGCUGAUUGGCCGAAACGGGGCAGGGUUUGGAUCCUACCCUUUGUUGCGAAGCUCCACAAUGGGAAGUCAAUUGGAGCGGGGCGAGCGGCGGCCGCGCCGCGGGAUCCUCCGGGCAACCCCCGGCCGGGCCCGGCCGACCCCGCCGCCAACCGCCCUCCCCGCGGCCGGAACUGCGGAGCCGCCCGGCGGGGGCUGCGAGUGGCCGCGGGGUCCUCCCCGCCUCCGCCCGCGCUCCCCCGGGAGCCGCCGGUGGUGCGGCCGCUCGACCCCCGCGCUCGGGGGUGUCGGUGGGAAGCCCCUGGCAGGGGACGGGGGUCUGGUCUGGCGGCGCCUCCGGUGUUUCUAGCCUGGAGGCUCUGGAGGCAGGUCCCUGCCCCCCACGGGAAGGGUUCCAGGAUCUGGAAGAACAGGCUCUGGGGUCAGCGCUGGCGUGGUGGGCAGAGCUGGGAUUGCUGGGAAAACGUGUUGGGAAUGUGUUGGGAGCGUGUCCUGCUCCUCCACCCGCUCGGUCGCUCGGGCAAACACACCAAUAUGGUGCGACAGGACCACCACGUGAGCCCAGGCUGUUGUCUCCCACCCAUCUCCUCCUGUCUUCAUUUUCCAGGUUCGUGGCUGACAGUGAUUCUGGAUCGGGGGUGUGUGGAGAUAUACACACGUAUUGACUUUGGAAGAGUCCUGCUUGACCGGGAGCUGUGUCAUCACAGUGCUCCAGCCUCCCGUGGAGGGUGGUUGGAUGAAUAACAAGGUACUGGUAUCCUGUGACUUAAUUCCUGCGAAUGCCUGGGAAUGAGCUACUAAACCACCCCAGCACAAGCCUGCCCGCAGCAGAUGCUGAAUCAGAGUAAUUAAGAAUUAAAAAAGGUGAUUUCCCUCCCCA